This is a messenger RNA of Agrilus planipennis (emerald ash borer), 2894 nucleotides long. RefSeq names its product nose resistant to fluoxetine protein 6. Gene Ontology annotation, molecular function: acyltransferase activity, transferring groups other than amino-acyl groups. The transcript has 9 exons. Lineage: Eukaryota; Metazoa; Arthropoda; Insecta; Coleoptera; Buprestidae. The record is from RefSeq and is a predicted model, not a curated record. The coding region runs from base 396 to 2603 and encodes 735 amino acids.
AUCGGCACCUUUCUCCAACCACUAAGAGUGAAUUCGGUGAGAACCUGAGAACGAUACCUGUUGUUGUUGUGUCUUGUUUAGCCGUCACAGAAAUCGAAAGUAAAACGUCUUGUGAACCGCGCCAACUUCCGUGACCGAGGAAAAGAAGAAAUCUUCAUUAACAAAAUGAAUCUCGUACUUAUUACUUGACAAUAAUAACAGCAUCGAAAUAAAAAGAGAUUCUUGUGUUAAUCUUCCAGCGGUCACCGACAAUUAUGUGCCCAGUUUAGGUAAAAAGUGCGCGUUUUUGGUUUAUUUAGCGUGCUUCUCAAUAAAAUAUGAAUUCAAAUUGAUAUUAAAACCUGAAAGUUGUUUUUAUUUGGGACCGUUGGUUUUCAAAAGGAUUCUUUAUCAAUAUGGCGUUUUUCGGUUUUUUUACGUUAGUGUUUUUGUGGUUUGGUGGUGUCUUCUCGGUAAAUUUUGUGACGUAUAAUUCAACUGAUUUAUCAUAUUUGUCCAAUGGUAUUCAAAUACCGAUAGCAAUGGCAUCCGCGAGCGACCCUGUAAUUGAAGAAACUCCAGACAGUUCUGCGAAACGAUUGCCGGAAAUGGAGUGGCUCCGCGGACUCUACAACCACCAUAACUGGGAAAGCAGAUUACACUCUGUGGAAAACAUCAACUGUAGGACCGACAUGCGACUUUAUCUUAACGAAUUGAAUAAUGGAACUACUUGGGCUAUAAAAAUGAACGAUGCUUCCGGGAGAUACGACGGUUUGUUUUUCUUUGGGAAUGACUACUGGUUAGGAUCUAGUGUUCACUGCAGCGAACUGACUGAUCCUUCCGGUAAUCCGGAAGUUCCGCCGUUUCCGGUCCACUUUUUCGUCGCCAAAGUUAGAAUGAACAUCAACGAAAAACUGACGCCAGUAACUCGACAGUUGAAUAUAGGCCAAUGCCUUCCAGGAUCCUGCUCUUCAUCCGAUAUUCGCCAGCUUCUGGCCCAUGAACGAACCCAAGGAGCUCAUCUAACAAUAGUCGGCAUACGACCUGUUCCAGGAGACUAUGCCUUAUUCCAGGAUGUCAAGUUGCACAUAAUCGGUGGAGUUGGAUUAGCCGUUAUAUGUCUUGUUCUAAUAGCUACUGCUGCCGAUUAUUUCCACGCCAAAAAGAUGAGCAACCAAUCGAAAGGAAUAAUUUCAAAUAAUAACAAUAAUAACGUCGAAAGCCUUAAACACCACACAAAUUCUACGAAAGACACGGAAUCUGACAAUUGCGAGAAAUACAAACCAAGCAUUUUUCUACGACUGCUCCUCUGCUUUUCAGCCAUUAAGAAUGGAAAGUCGAUAUUGAACGUGGACCCUUUACCCAAAGACUCAAUCAGGUCCAUUCACGGGCUUCGAUUUCUAAGUAUUGCAUGGAUAAUCCUGGUUCAUACCUACCUUGAAGUAUUUGCUAUCGCCGAUAACAAAUCCAUGCGCACAAUAACCGAAAAGACUUUUAUGUAUCGGACGAUUUCAAAUGCUACUUUUUCGGUGGAUACUUUCUUCUUUAUAAGCGGUUUUCUUGUAACUCUUACGUAUAUCAGAACGAAAUGGUAUCGACAAGAUAAGGAGCCAUUAGAACGUAUUCCUCGGGGAUCAUACAUAGGAGAAGUUCCCAAACUGGGUCUGUUAGUUGUCUAUCGUUUUCUGCGUCUCACUCCUGCCUAUCUCUACGUCCUGGGAAUGAACGAGAUAGCAAUGAGAUAUUUUCACAGCAGUUCCGUAUUUAGUCCAGCGAUUAUCGAUCACAUCAGCUGUUCCAAGUACUGGUGGAGGAACGCCCUGUAUAUUAACAAUUUCUUCCCUCAAACCGAGUUCUGCAUGCUUUGGUCAUGGUACAUUUCAAACGACAUGCAGUUUUUUAUCAUGGCCACUAUCUUACUUAUGAUUGGGGCAAGGGGUGGAAAAUACUUCAAAUUUGCUGCUACUACAGUCGUAAUAUUUCUGCUUUUGUCUUGGGCCACGACAUUCCUGGUGGCGAUGCAGUACAAGUACGUGGCAAGGAUAGAAGAGCCUUUUGCAUUAUUCGAUCAGUUGUAUGAUAAGCCUUGGCUAAGGGUAGGACCGUAUAUUGUGGGAAUGAUGACGGGUUAUUUUGUGUUUAACUUAAAAGGAAAACUUGAGGUACACAAAGUCCUAGUACCCCUGUUAUGGUUACUAUCCGUUGGAUGCCUCUUGUUCCUCGUCUACUGUGUUGGAAACGAUGGCAUGAAGAUCCCUGAAUCUGCCUUUUAUGCAGCUCUGGGACACACAGCGUGGGGUCUAUCCUUAGCUUGGAUAGUGAUUGCCUGCCGUCACGGCUAUGGUGGCAUAAUCGAUUACAUUUUGGGAUUUAGGGGAAUACUUCCUCUCAGCAGAUUGACGUAUUGUGCCUACCUCGUUCAUCCAAUGAUAAUGUGUCUGACUAGUUUCGAAAUGGAUGGGCCCUUUCAUAUGCAGCAAGGCAUCGUGUUGGUCGUAUUUUUUGGAAACGUGGUCACGUCAUUCUUGAUGUCUUUUGCCAUAUCGUUGUGCUUCGAAGCUCCAGUAAUCGGAAUUUUAAGAAUUCUCUUCUCCAAAGAAUUAAAAGACACUAAACCGAAUUAGUAACGUUUCGUAAUUUAAAUUAGAACCGAUUAUCAUCAGGCCAAAGUUAAAGGAGUUUCGACGAUUGUAUAAACUGUAAAUAUAGAUAAGAAAAGAGUAGGUAUGCCUACAAUAAUAAUUAUUAUCAAACUAUUUACUAUGUGUUAUUUUUCAAAUUUAUUUUGUUUCAAAAGUGACGUAUUUUUUAUUACAAAAUGAAAUUAGCCAGUUUCAAUUUGAGAACUUAAAAGGUUUCAACUGUUUCAAUUCUAUUACGUUUGUAUCUAAAAAAAUACUUUGUACCUUAUAAAU